Molecule: messenger RNA, 2056 nt
Organism: Durusdinium trenchii
Lineage: Eukaryota; Dinophyceae; Suessiales; Symbiodiniaceae
Source: the annotation of a GenBank genome assembly
AAAAAAACACCUCCUUAGUUCGACCCUCUUGAAGGUUCGAGAAAUAGAUCAACACCGGCCCAUUGUUCUUUAUGAAAAUAGACACCCAUAUCUACAAAGAUCUACCAUUCAUGCGCAGAGAGAUGUUUGCCUUCUGUAGUCACUGUAGUCACUGUAGUCAUUGAAGACUAUCGAACAACUAAGCAUUGAAGGGAAUCGUGAAGCAGUGUCAUUGGUCUGCACAUUUGCAAGUACUUUCCCAACCCCAUGCCACGAUGCUUAUCUCCUUUCGUGGAAAGCUAGCACAUGGCUGCGAAUCAGAACAUCUGCCUUUGGUGGAUCACUUGGCCAGUCUACAAACAGUUGGCCUUCGUUGGCCGCCUUCGAGAUGAGGGUCAGAGUCGGCUCAUGUGUGAAGCCCAAAAGCCUUCUGCAGCUGUUUUUUGGACCCACUCUACUGCACCUACUGUACCCCGAAAGAUGCUCUGCCUCAGACAUCAUAUUCCAAGACCAAAGAAGGUUGGCACAAGGAACGGCCGCCAUGAACUCUCAGCCGGCCGCCAUUGAUUCGAUCCUGUAGAACCGAUUGGUAUACGGUACCUGGCAACGACCCCUCUAUAUAGUCAUCCCCUUCGUACGGACAUUACCAUCCGCCCCUGAACUGGUCCCGACAGCGGCUGUGCAGAAUGGCUUCUAAGAAGACACUCUGGCACCUAAGGGCUUGGAACGAACCAAAGGGUGGCGGCCGAGUUGCGAACCGGGACGCACAGAGUCACUCUUGGUUUCGGUGGACCGGAUCGUCUUGAACCCUUGGUUUGGCACGCUCUUGGCCACCAAUCUGACCAUCGGCCCGGGACCGGUCGGAGUCGUCGUCCCGUUUUUCCUUCGGCGCGCUGGGUUUAGCGGAGCCGAAGACCGGGAGGCACCAUGACACAGUGGAGGUUCCCCAAGGCUUCUGCAAGGCCGCAAGGCUUGAUAGGACGUUUUCAUGCAAGUUCGUUCAUGCAAGUAUCGCAGCUGUUGUUUUUCGAUCGGAACUUCACCCCUUUAAACUGACAGAACGACCUCUUCCAUGAAAAAAGCACCAUGUCGUAGAGGGGUCUUUGUGGUUCAGUUCAGCUGAGAAAUCUUUGGUAUGAGAAGCACAGUCACGGUGCUUCUCUUCUUUGAGUCCAACAAACCCGAUGGAACAGUUGCGAUGGCAUAGCUGGCUCACCCAAAUGAAAUCCUCGACAGAGACUCUACAGUCACUGGGCUCGGAUUUCGACUCCUUCAGAGACUCCAACCAAAGCUAAUUCAACCCAGUCCAAAUUUAAUGCAUCAAGUCACCUCUCCAUCCACAAGCACCUCACUUGCCAGGCAACCCGCCUGGCUACACCUCUCAGCACUUGGCACACGUCCAACGUCUCUUCAUCAAUGUGGACAUGGGCAGUCUGGUGAAGUCUCUCGCCCAUAGGCUUUCAGUGGAUCGAAUUGACCUCACUGGUGUGGACGUGGUCUACCAGCGCUCUUGGAGCACCUUGAACCUCGAGGAGCUGAUGAAGCGGUUGGGUGCUGGUGAGGGUGGUGGAGCUGCUGCGGCCCCUCGCGGCUCCCACUCUUGGCACCUGGAUCUGCAAGUGCACCAGGUGAACACGUCCGAUGUCUGGGUUCACGCAGACGUCUAUCCGAUGACCUCUGGAGUCUCGCUGGCCGUACCCAACCUCGCCUGGAAGGACUUCGAGGAGGAGGUGAAGCCCCGUUCCCACGACGAAGCCGUAGUGGUCGUGCUGGCCACUGUCCUCAGCAACGCCAAGCGUGUGCUGGGUCUUUGAGCAGGGCAGUCAAUGCGUGGGGCAGCCUUUUGAUCGCAUCCGAUGCGGGAGAAGCACUGAGCAUAUCGAGGGGCUUACUUGUCGUCUCAUAUAGUUUUUCAUUUUCUUCUUGACCAGCCUCCGGAGUUCGCCGCGUGUCUCAACCGGUGGCUCAGACGAGUUUGCAAGGACUCUAGGGAGUCCCCCUUUGAGGGGUGGCAGAAAAGGAGUAGCUAGCUGUAGCUAUACAGACUUUCUGAAAAACCUGGGAAAACAAAAGCUCA